Molecule: messenger RNA, 3054 nt
Organism: Sycon ciliatum
Lineage: Eukaryota; Metazoa; Porifera; Calcarea; Leucosolenida; Sycettidae
Exons: 7
Coding region: 146-1465 (439 amino acids)
Cellular component (GO): BORC complex
Source: RefSeq, a predicted model, not a curated record
AGAAGCAAGUGCAUUCCAGCCAUGACUUGAUCAGUUGAUGGCCUUAUUUUCAGCUUGACUCGAAGCAAAAGUCACCGGCAGACACCAGUACGGGUGAUCAUGUGUUCCCGGCCGUGGAUGCCUUGCAGUCAUUGUCUUUGCAUACAUGUACGUAGGUUCCGCUAGUGUUCCCCCAAACAUGAUUGCGAAUGAAACCAGUAGCACUGCCUCGCUGCAACGAGCUGACGAUGAAUGGAAUCCACUGUCGAACAGCCGAGUUUAUUCAAGUGUCGGAAGUGUGCAGCGUCACAGCCGACUGACUGCCAGCAUGUCGGUGACCAGUGUUGACGGCGCAGCAGGUGAUGAGGACGCCGACGACGAUGCCGAGCAGAGCGGAUUCGUCGACGUCAAUCUGGCCAGCGACGAAACGGCCACUGCGGCGACGGCAGCGGCACCCGCUCAGAGCUCGAUGCGACGGAGCUUACCGAUCUCUAAAGGCUUCUCCAUACUGCGCCGUCAGCCGCUCGCAAGCAGUACGGAGGUAUCGCCGACAACAUCGGCCGGUGAUAUCCCCGUUGCCGUGCCCACCGCCGCCGUGGCAAUGAUGGAGUCUCCGCCGCCGGUCGUGUCGUCCCUGCACGGGGAGCCGUACUCGCCCUGGAUGAACGUUUCGUCUUCGUCGGCCGCUACCGCAGCCGUGGCCGCGGCGCAUCCUACGAGCAAACCUGCCGUCAGACGAUCCCUCGACGCGUCGUCCUCGGCCGGUGCGUCGCCCACGGCAACCGUGCCAAUGGCGUACCCCGUCACGAAAUCGCCUGUGCACGUCGCUAGCAGCUCGCUGGAGGCGCAGUCCUCGGCCGUCGGAUCCCCGCUGUCCAUUGCCCAUGAGGACUGGUUCGGAAACGCUCUCUCGGCGACCCGUCACCCUCGCCCGGUUUCCGCGCCUCCCAGUCACAUUCGCAGGACCGGUUUGAACAGUAACGGCAACGGGGCGCUAUCGGAGAAGGCGAAAUCGCGUACGCCGCCUCCGCACAGCUUGGGAUCGCGUACCACGUUUCAUCCGUCGCUUCGUCGACAAGCCGACCAGGCACGCACUGAUGUUAGCGUGCCAAUAGCCUCCGAGAUGAUGUACUCGUCCAAUAGUAGCUGCCUGACAGCCAAGGAACUCAAGGCCAUGGAUGCGCGUGUCAAGAAAGCAACGGAUGGCUUUAGUCAGUGCUUAAGUUGUAUGCCUCGGUCGGCCAUGAUCGGCUUGUAUCGCAUACAGGAGCACACACAUCAUGCUACCCCGGCUGUAACGGGACUCAAGCGGCAGUACGUAGACUUGAAGAUGAAGAUUCAGGGCACUACAUUCGACGCCGAGUAUGCUGAACAGAUGGUGGACAGUAUGCGAACAAUCAACACUUUCUCCUCAAUACAGCAUCAGCUGAACCGCUCCAUCCACCUCAAGCAAAUGCUGGACGACAAGCUAAAAUCGAAAAGAUGACCACGGCCAUGCAGCUGGUCGGCUGUAUCAAUGCGUACCGCUAGCGGUUUUGGUUUACACGCGCUGCACACGGACACGGUGCUAUCUGAUGAGUUGACUUGCGUCGUCAACGGUUGAUCACCCUGUGCAGUGCACUAUCAAGAGCGGUCCACCAGACGUUCAGCUUAUCCCGAAAUGCUUUCCGGUAAAGUGUGUCCGGCUGCUGGGCAUAUGGUCCAGUGGUCCAGUCGUUUGGUCCUGUUCUGUGCGCCUGUUCUGGGUCGUCAGUAUGCCUCAGCACGCACCAUGGUUGCUUGCAGUGUCUGCCCGAGUCCGAGAGUGCAGGCGAUAUUUGCUGGACAUGGAUAAAACAGCCUGCCCCUGGGUAUCAGUGUGCCAGCGUGGAGAGUAGUGAAAUGUGAAGAUAAAACAGUUUUAAAAGGCUGGAUUCACGCCACCAUCGGUAUCGGCGUGAAAUCCACACGUAACGAUAUGCGUGUGUGCCACGCAUGCAACUGCCAGGCCAGCGUCGCACCCCUUGACGGCCCUGCAAGCCUAACAGGAUAUUUCUGUUCCGGCCAAUUGCACCCGCAGCCUUACACCGUACUUCAAUGCCACAGCCGCACCCGGUGAAACCUGGCCUUGCAGCAGAGUGAGCAUCCUGCACUAAGUUAGUACACCGCACAGUGCAGUUAGCACCCAGUUGCACCAUGUGUGCCGCCCACUGCUUCUUUUCCUCACUCACGAGGCUAGGUUGAAUCGAAUUGCACUGCACUUGUCUUACCAAAUUUUGCUCGUCAAUCAUUUCCCAUCACGUACUGUGUCAUAAUUAUCUCGCUGCAACCAUGUUGAGUGGCGCCUCUCUCCUGAACACCGGUACACAAGGCCCGCUCUCAGGGCCAACUCAGGAACGGCAUGUAACAAAUAGCUGCUUACAGCCAUUCGAGUGUUCGGUGCUGUGUGACGACAUGCUCCGAGGUUUGCAGCCCCUGGGCGCUGUGUGCGCUUUAUUAUUAUUUUUUAAGUAGUUGCUUGUUCGAGCAUGCCAAUGUUCAUGUAAUCGUGUCUGUUUCUCGGCUUGAUUUCUUUCCGAUCCAUCAAAUACUCCUGACCGAAGAUUAAUUCUCGUUUGUUCUACAUGUCGUGUCGUUGUUUCUCAUUCUGUUGCCCUUUUUAUUGUCUUGCUGACUAUUUGCUGCUACCUGCUAUAUAAUAUAUUAUGUCCGUUCAUGCUGCAACAUUUCAGAGUCUUCACUCCUUUUUGCUGGUCUUUGAUUGCCCCCCCCCCCCCCCUGCCCAGUUUUGGUCUAGUAUGACCUGAAGGCUGUGGGGCUGUGCUGCUAUAUUCUUACUUCAUAAUAAACUCCGCUGCUCGCUUUUGCAGCAGUAGUUUUCAGUGUUUCUGGCCUUUCCUUACCUCCAGCCCUCGUGCUCCUACUUCCAGCUCUGCUCCCUGUGCUUUUUAACUUAUUUUCUUUUACCAUCGUUGUGUAGCGUUAUGCGCCUUCUUGUAUUCACCAUGCUAAUCCAGCGUACUGACCGUACUUCACGUAGGCAGUCAGCUUUGACUUGAUUACCCCUCGAAACAGCUGAUGUGCUGUGGUCCGCUA